AUGGCCAGCAGAGUGAAUGUUGACUCUCCCAAUCUCCCCAAGCAGCGACUCUCGGGCCCAUUCCCGGGCCCAUUGCCGUCUAUGCCAACCCACAACGCGACCAAGGCGCAAGAUCCUCGGCUUGCCGGUACUGCAAGGCAAUCAGUUGAUCCUCAAUCGUUAAAUCCCCAACAGGGGCACCUAAACCUCCCCGCAAAUUCCGCCUUCAUCCAGAAACCUCCUGCACAAUCGUCCCCCCAAGUGCCUCCACUCUCGAUCCCUAACAUCGCCCCGGGCCCUAAGUCCACAGAAAGCCAAAGUGUACCCAAUCGCCAAGGCGCAUUGUUCAUCUCAGAUUUAGUCAACUCAUUGAUCAAAGUGAACAAGAGCGAGGAAGAGAAAGAGAGACUCCAAAAGGAAAUAGUUUCUAUCUCUAAAAACCUGCAGAGGGCGAAGCAAUCUCAACAAUUUCCGAGUGUCAUCGCUGUCUUCCAGCAACAGCUGGACGCGGCCAAAGAUGAAUUGGCAAACCAUGUCAAAUCGAUCAUCCAGCAUCGAUCACUCUCCAAUCAGGCAGAGGACAAUUUUAAUUCGACGUUGUCGCAGUUGAAUUCUCAGCCCCAGCUCGAAAAGAUACCUGAGAGGGUCCAGAACCUGGAAUCCACAAUCAAAGGAAUGGGGCAAGGCCCCGCCCAAACCAUCAGCGGGGAUAAUCCAAUGACAGGGAAUGCUGAAAUCGAACGAGUCCAAGCGGACAUGCAAGCUCGGGACCGAGAUAUCGCUGAACUCAAAGGAAAGCUGGAUGAAUUGCAGCAUGCUCUCAAGAACCCGAAUGGAUUGGAGGAGGCGCUGGGAUACAUGAAUAAGAUUGCGAAUUCAGUCGCUCUUCAAUCCAAAUGGAAGAGUCAAUUCACGAACAAAAUCUCAAGCCUUGAAGGUGAAGUGAAGGCUGCCGACAAGGAUCUUGAUCACAAGAUUUCUAAUGUGAAGAAGAUGGUCGACACAGUCGAGGAAGAACUGAAAGUUUCCAACCAGCACCUAGAGACCAACAUUUCGGUUCUUGGUGGCGAACUGAGAACUACAAAUGAACGGCUUGAGGGCAAGCUUUCUUCCAUUGAAAGUGAUAUCAGGUCGCUCAGUGCUACGCGACAUAAUCUCAACGAUAGCGCAUCAACUCAAAUUUCACAAGUUGAAACUGACCUGGAGGCCCAAAGAAGGCAGGCUACGGAACGGAUUACCGCCCAAGAAGGUCUCCUAGCCUCGCUUAGAACCCAACUACAACAAAACCUUGAUAACGGCGGCGGCCGGGUCUCAUCGGAAACAACUCCAACUCCCCAUAGCGGGGUGCUUACAAGAGUGGUGUCUCUGGAAAAGAGAGUCCAGACCCAAGCAGACCUCCUCAACAAUAUCAAGAACCUCCAUCACGACGUGGAUGUUAUUCGUGUGACUGAGUUGGACACUUUCCGCCGGAACCAAGAGUCGAGCCAAAAUUCACUGAGAAUUCAACACGAUGACACUUUGAAAAAGGUGGAGGACCUGACUAGGAAAUCCGAGGAAAUGACCAAACAUCAGACGUCACUCGGCACGGACCUUCACCAACUUAAAGGGUCCUUACCAGGGAGCUUUGAGCAGCUCCGAACCGACCUUCAAAGUGGACUAGAUGGGUUCGAAACCCGCCUUGCUCCGGUCUCCGACCUUGCUCAGGCUGUAACAAAAUGCGAGAGUAGAAUCGACUCUCUCAACAGGGCCAUUCGCUCACUAGAAACAAGAUAUACCAACAUCACCACAGGCGACUUGGUCAAUUCCAUGGCACAUGCCAUGCAGCAAAUGUACCCCUCUGUCGACAAGCUAAGUCAACAAUUGACGGCCCACCGGACUGAAAUUGAAGCCAGGCUUUCUGCGCUCAAGACAGAUGCAGAUGCGUUCAAGGCGGACACAGAGUCAUUUAAGGCUGAUACGAAUCAGUUUAAGGCAGAUACACAACAGGCUCAGGCAGACGCACGAAACGCCCAGGCUAGCACAGAAGGGUCUCAAGCAGCACAGGUAUCACCUGAGCAGCUUCAGAAUUUGACUGAGCUGCCGAUUUUACUCCAACAGGUCAAAGACCUUUCCGACAAGCUUGCACCGAUUGAGAGACUCAUCAGCGAGCAUAGUGAUGAGUUGCAGAAAAAUCUUGAACUGCGGAGCGACUUGCAAAACAGGAUGACGGCCCAAGACGACACUAUCGAAGGCAUUGCUCAAAAGGCCGAUGAGCAUGAUGAAGAAUUUGGAACCAUCGCCGAGUCCACGAGCCGGAUCGAUCCAUUAAUCAAUAAAGUCGAUGAUCACAUCUCGCAACUCCAAGAGGUUCGACAAGCCAUCGGCGAGUUGACUAGAGCCGCCGCGGAGAGAAACACUACCGCGCCCGAGAACCUCGAUGUGAUCAGUACGCGGCUGGAAGCCCUCGAAGGUCGGACCAAAACCGAAGAUGAAAUUCUCGACGAACUCCGGACAGAGCUGAAAAACUUGCAACAUCAGCACACAACGGGAGGUUUGUAUCUUGACGAAGUCCGGGAAAAGUUGAAAGACUUAGCGGACCGAAAUAAAGCGGAGGAUAAAAAUCUCGACAAACUCCGGACAGAGCUGAAAGAUUUGCAACAUCAGCACACAACGGAAGAUCAGUAUCUUGACGAAGUCCGGGAAAAGCUGAGAGACUUAGCGGAUCGAAACACAACCGAAGAUAACGAUAUUAGCAAACUCCGAGACCAGGUGAAAGUCCUUGCAGGCCGGAAACCACCAGUAUCACUGGAGAAAUUCACCGAGCAAGGGGAUGAGGUGAAGAUGUAUAUCAAACGUCUAAGAAACGCCGAAGACAUCUUCAAGGCGCUUGCAGGAGGAGCGAAGAUCUCCGAUGUUCUCGAUAAACUGGAGGAGAGCAUCAAUGCACAGAAAACCCUUGAGUCCCUAGCGAACGGCCGUUCGUUUACAUCAACGCCUACCGCAACACCCAGGACAGUUCCCACGGGUGCUACUCUAGGUGCAUAUCAGCCGGUCCAGUUCAGCGUGAAGGGCCAGGCCGACAGUUCCACACCAAGCGUUUCGACGUCGACUUACUCUGCGAUGCAAGCUCGACAGCCCUCACAAACCCCCAGUGGACCCAGCAUCAGUCAUCCGUCGCCGUAUUCUGGGAAAUCCGCCGAACCCCGCCAGGUUCAGAAUUUGAAAGGAAAGCGACGGGUGUCAUCUGUAGUAGACUCUGAUGACGAAAGAAACACAACCGAAUCAUCUUCAGUAGUUGAGUCUUCGCCAGCUCCUAGCUCUUCUUCCCCGGGAUCCUUUACUCCGGGCUCUAGCAAAAAGGAGAAGAAGAAGGCAAAAAAGAGAACGGAGCAGGCAGAAGAGAAUCCCAAGCCUCCAAGCAGACCAGGCAAGAAGCGAAAGCGGAACAAGCAGAAUGAGUGA
Penicillium expansum is the source of this 3420-nucleotide messenger RNA. RefSeq lists its product as uncharacterized. Lineage: Eukaryota; Fungi; Ascomycota; Eurotiomycetes; Eurotiales; Aspergillaceae. Bases 1 to 3420 code for a protein of 1139 amino acids. The record is from RefSeq and is a predicted model, not a curated record. The transcript has a single exon.